AUGCGUCGUCUGUUGUGCACUGCGCUGCUCUUGCUGUGUUGUGCCUACGGGUGCAUUGCAGCUGUUGUGCAGCCGCUACCGCAGAAAGGAAAGGAACUCUCGGACGGGUUCAUCUUUUUUCCCGAUUCUCGAGGUGAGGAGGAUGAAGAGAGGUGGUUCCCGCUGCGUAUUGGUGUUUUUCCAGGCGGCGUGAACGAUGUGUUAAAUUACUGCAAUGGUAAGAAAACUCCCACUCCGAUUUUGGGGGGACUGAGUUUUAGAGAGUCGGAUUAUAAACGGUUUUGUAAAGAGUUUCGGUUUACCGAGGAGAUGGGAAAACUUCUUGUUGAAAAGAUUCUCCCUGCAGCUGUAAAGUUGCACACCGAUCGCCUUAGUGUCCAGCGAUCGCCGAGGAAAUUGUUGGUUCCGCGGUUGGUUCACACAGUCUUUUUUUCCUGA
Molecule: messenger RNA, 438 nt
Organism: Trypanosoma theileri
Lineage: Eukaryota; Euglenozoa; Kinetoplastea; Trypanosomatida; Trypanosomatidae
Exons: 1
Coding region: 1-438 (145 amino acids)
Biological process (GO): proteolysis; cell adhesion
Cellular component (GO): membrane
Molecular function (GO): metalloendopeptidase activity
Source: RefSeq, a predicted model, not a curated record